Molecule: messenger RNA, 1645 nt
Organism: Zea mays
Lineage: Eukaryota; Viridiplantae; Streptophyta; Magnoliopsida; Poales; Poaceae
Exons: 1
Coding region: 78-1298 (406 amino acids)
Biological process (GO): regulation of DNA-templated transcription
Molecular function (GO): DNA binding; DNA-binding transcription factor activity
Source: RefSeq, marked validated
UUCCGCUCCUUGAACCGAGUCUUCCCCCAAAGCAUUUCCUCCCUUUCGCGUGGUUGUGCCGUUGUGGUAGUGAUCGGAUGGACAGCACGAGCUGCCUGGUGGACGACGCGAGCAGCGGCGCGUCCACGGGCAAGAAACCGGCGCCGGCUCCGGCUGCGGCGACCGGCAAGCCGCUACAGCGCGUGGGCAGCGGCACCAGCGCGGUGAUGGACGCGGCGGAGCCGGGCGCCGAGGCAGACUCGGGCGGCGCGGGGCGGGCCCCCGGCGGGGUCAGCGGGAAGCUGCCGUCGUCCAAGUACAAGGGCGUGGUGCCACAGCCCAACGGGCGGUGGGGCGCGCAGAUCUACGAGCGGCACCAGCGCGUGUGGCUCGGCACGUUCACGGGCGAGGCCGAGGCCGCGCGCGCCUACGACGUGGCCGCGCAGCGGUUCCGGGGCCGCGACGCCGUCACCAACUUCCGCCCGCUGGCGGAGUCGGAGCCGGAGGCCGCCGUCGAGCUCCGGUUCCUCGCGUCCCGGUCCAAGGCCGAGGUCGUCGACAUGCUCCGCAAGCACACCUACGGCGAGGAGCUCGCGCACAACAGGCGCGCCUUCGCCGCGGCGUCCCCGGCCGCCUCGCCGCCGCCCGAGAAUAACCGCCGUCCGCCCGCCGCCUCGUCGUCGUCGUCGCCCGCGGCGGCGCGCGAGCACCUCUUCGACAAGACGGUGACGCCGAGCGACGUGGGGAAGCUGAACCGGCUGGUGAUACCGAAGCAGCACGCGGAGAAGCACUUCCCGCUGCAGCUCCCGGCGGCGGCGGCGGCGGGCGUCGGUAGUGGCGGCGAGUGCAAGGGCGUGCUCCUCAACUUCGAGGACGCCGCCGGGAAGGCGUGGAGGUUCCGGUACUCGUACUGGAACAGCAGCCAGAGCUACGUGCUGACCAAGGGGUGGAGCCGCUUCGUCAAGGAGAAGGGGCUCCACGCCGGCGACGCCGUCGGGUUCUACCGUUCCGCCGGCGGCAAGCAGCAGCUCUUCAUCGACUGCAAGCUCCGGCCUAACAAGACGACGACCACGGCAGCAGCCUUCGUCAACGUCAACGCGAUGACCACCACGGCCGCACCACCCCUCGCCGCGGUGAAGGCGGUGAGGCUUUUCGGCGUGGACUUGCUCACGACACCGAGGCCCGCAGCGGUGGCGCCGGAGCAGGAGGAGGUGACCGUGGCAAACAAGAGAGCUAGGGACGCCAUGGCCACCGCGGCUUCUACUCCAGCUCCAGUACACAUGGUUUUCAAGAAGCAAUGCAUAGACUUCGCGCGCUGACCUAGCUAUAGCUAACGUUUUUGCUCUCCAACCCCCCUCUCAUGCUUGCUUCGCUUCGCACGGAUGAUAAGAUGCAUGGUGAUGUGGUAGCUAGCCAGCUAGUAGCUUUGGCGCUAGCUCUUGCACGCUUAGACCUUCAUUCAUCAACCUCAUCCUUGGAUUGUUCAUUCUGUUUCUUCUUAUUAUCUUUCUGUACCUGUCCUAAUCGUUCUAUCGCAUAUCUCUGCCGUAAAUUAGCUAGGCAGCAUGUGUGUGUGUUUUUUUGGAGUGGCAAGUGUAUACUAAUGAAAAAAAAAGAAGCCAUGGAGAUUAUUACAUGCAUGCCAUAAGAAGCAAUGUUUAGAACC